GAUUACGCCGAGCAAUGGUGGUUGAGCGGAUCCGGGUUCCGUUCCUCAUGUAAACAACAAAACAAGCGCACUCUUUUGUUUGAGAAAAACGAAACCAGCGGCGAUUAGGAGCAUGAGAUUAUCGCACAAGAGUCGCCUCAUUUGAGCAAUAAAAUGUCGAUGGAAGAUCCUUUUUUUGUGGUGAAAGGAGAGGUGCAGAAGGCUGUGAACAAUGCUCAAGCGCUGCAUCAAAGAUGGAUGGAACUGCUUCAGGAACCAGGAGGUGCCAGCAAGGAGGAGGUGGACUGGACCACUAAUGAGCUGCGGAACAGCUUGAGGUCCAUUGAAUGGGACUUGGAGGACCUGGAUGAGACCAUCAGUAUUGUGGAGGCCAAUCCAAAGAAGUUCAAUCUUGAUUUGAUGGAGCUGGCCAAGAGAAAAGCUUUCAUCACUGGCACAAGGCAAACUGUCAAGGAUAUGAAAGAACUCAUGGCUAGUCCAAUGUCCAUUUCAGUGUCCGAGAGGAAAAAUCGACAGACGUUGAUUGAGGGUGGUGGGUCUCGUGGACCAAUCCAGCAACCCAGCGGGGAUAAGUACACUAGACUGGACAGGGAGUUGCAGUCUGCAAACUCCCAGUUCAUUGGGGAACAACAGACCCAGCAACAGCUCAUAGCAGAACAGCAGGAUGAGCAGUUGGAGUUGGUUUCAGGAACCAUCGGCGUCUUGAAGAACAUGUCGGAAAGGAUCGGCCAAGAGCUGGAUGAGCAAGCUGUAAUGCUGGAUGACUUUUCACAUGAGAUGGACAGCACUCACUCCAGACUUGAUAAUGUCAUGAAGAAGCUGGCUAAAGUUUCUCACAUGAACAGUGAUCGACGACAAUGGUGUGCUAUCGGCAUUUUGCUGGUGAUCCUGUCCGUUGUGAUCAUACUCUUCAUUGUUCUGUGAACAACACUCCAUCCUUUGCCAGCUACAGCUCUCUCACCUGCAUUUAUUGAAUCUAAGGUGCUUGGAAGGGAGAGAACGAACAAAAAAAAACACUUUCCAUUCCAACUCUACUACUUUAGACUGUAAAACGCUGCUGCUUUGUGUUUUACCCUGUCUUUGCUUCCUUACAGACCGAGCUCAGACUGGUAACACCAUCACAAACGGCGUUAAAAACAGCUCUGCUUGUUUGUCCAAAAGCACUAUGCCAUUUUUCUUUUCAAAAGACCAUUUGACACUAAUGCCGUCUCCGUCAUUUCAUUUGAACUGAUCAACUGAAAAGGACAUGAGACUUUUGUGGAAGUACGAGAUUCUUGUUGUAAUCCAGGGUAAAUUGCGCACUUGUUACUUUUAGUGGUUUUUUUGUUCAAAUGGACCACAACGUUUAGAAGACAAAAAAUGCGCUAAUUGCAGUGUGCUAUAUUGUACAGCAAUCUAGGGCUACUAAACCAGAUUUCAUGUUAUUAUAUUUACCUGUGCACUGCUGCUACAGUAGGUUUACUCCACUGUAAUUAUUCAACGCUAACUAAAACGUUCUAACAACUAAUCACUAGAGUUUAAUGAACCAGAUACUGUUUAAGCGGGUAUUAUACUAAUCGUACUAAUGCAAAAUUCGUUAUUUACUGUAAAAGUGUUUUGAUUUAUGUGUGCUUUGUUUACUUUGAGUCUUUUAACAAGUUAACGAUAAUCAGUUAUUUGUGAGGUUUAUUCACAGACACUAUACUAUUCACAGGCACUACUAUUUGCGCAAUUUGCAAAACUGGAGGGAAUCAUGUUCAGUGAAAGUUUUGAAGAUAUUAAAUGUUUGAAAUGCUUUGAGGCUAGGGUAUACAUCGUUUUUCGUGUGCUUGUACAUCUCACGUUUUUAUCGCAAGCCCAUAUGGACGCAUUCGACACAUACACCCUAAGACAGCUUAUGCGUGGACUGUCCACAUGCAGCCCACUUUUUCUAGACAUGUGGACUUUCUGCGCAUACUGUACUGGUGAUUACAUUUAUGUAGUCAAAGAAACGAAGUGUACUUCGGCGUUAAAGUUCCCCAAAUAUACUGACAACUCCAAUAUCCCCCAGAUUUACAAACAACAUUGUUGUUUACUAAGUUACAUAGGUUUGUGUUUGAAUUGUAGAGCUUUAGCAAUCAUCUUAAAUUGCGUGAAAAUGGUUUAUUCGUGUCAUUUAUCUGUAGAAAUUUAGUAUAAUUUGACUAUUAAAUAUUUAAGCGGUUAGAUCCUGUAACUAUCUAGCCAGUGUCUUGCACAGAAGAGGGUAAAGUUAUAUUUACUUUUAGGACGCCGACCACUCGUGACUAAACACUAAUAGAAUUUCCCAUUUUUAAACAGCUCAAAGCAUCAAAUUAGUAUGAUCGGCCAAUAUUAAGCUUUACAUGUUUUGGACACUGUGGAACCGAAAUGUAUAUCUAUGACGCAGCAGUCACUAAUAUAAAAAUCAUUUAAUUCAUUAGUUUUCUUUGACAGUAUGACACUACACAUAUUAUGUGUAAACCAUGGAGUACACUUAUCUUAUUGGAUAUUUGUAUUGUUUUUGUUGGUUGUAUUUUAAGUUUAAAUGAUCUCUUUGGUAAAUUUCAAAGAAAUGGCCUAUUUCAUGAAAAUCAAAAGAAUAAAAAAAAGCAAAUUGUGCAUGAUUAAGCUGGUCAUAAAAAAAUCUCACAAAGUGAAAAAUCGUAUUAGUCCUGAAAAUAGGCUGUUAUGCAAUAUAUCAUUUCUUUUGUUUUGAUUGGGGGCGAAAUAUGACCCUGACAUGUUUUUGCCGAGCUUCGUGAGAUUCACCCUCGUACAUUUUCAACUGCCUGUUGUCAAGCAAUCAUACCAUUUUACUAUGCAUUUCAAAAAGACAGAAGGGAAAUACAGGGAAUUUACAGUGUUUUCCUUCAAACUCUUGAAAAAGUUGAAUCGGCCCGCAGAUGGUGUUAUAACUCAUACUGACUGCCCUUGGUCACAUGAAGCAGUGUGUCAGCUCACUUGAUUCAAAGUGUAACUGAACUGAUUGCUCGGAGAUUUAUAUAUGAUACAAAUAAAAACGGGGAAUGAUUGCACAAUUGCAUUACUGUUCUUGAGCAGUGACUGUCUGGAGAGAUCAAGGUAGUGAACUGGCUCAAAUUCUGUUCUUCCUGGUUGUGUGAAUUUCAAUUGUACGUGUUAUGUUUGUUUGAUCUGUGCUACUGAAGAGAAUGCUAGUAUUUUUACCACACUUGUUUUUUCUCCUUGUCUCCGAAUAUUCGGAAUGUAAAACCACCCCAUGUUUCCCACACCCCUCAUUUGUUUGUCACUGUGUGAAAUUCUGUGCCCCAUUAAAAAUAA
Molecule: messenger RNA, 3279 nt
Organism: Xyrauchen texanus (razorback sucker)
Lineage: Eukaryota; Metazoa; Chordata; Actinopteri; Cypriniformes; Catostomidae
Product: syntaxin-6-like
Exons: 8
Coding region: 154-924 (256 amino acids)
Biological process (GO): vesicle fusion; Golgi vesicle transport; intracellular protein transport
Cellular component (GO): SNARE complex; synaptic vesicle membrane; endomembrane system
Molecular function (GO): SNAP receptor activity; SNARE binding
Source: RefSeq, a predicted model, not a curated record